Olea europaea var. sylvestris is the source of this 459-nucleotide messenger RNA. RefSeq names its product protein EARLY RESPONSIVE TO DEHYDRATION 15-like. Lineage: Eukaryota; Viridiplantae; Streptophyta; Magnoliopsida; Lamiales; Oleaceae. The record is from RefSeq and is a predicted model, not a curated record. The transcript has 3 exons. Bases 53 to 454 code for a protein of 133 amino acids.
GUCAUCAUCAACUCGAACCUAUCUUCACUCUUCAGUUCAGAGUGCAGGAAGAAUGGCAACGUCAACGCUGAACCCUAACGCGCCGAUAUUUGUUCCGUCGGCUUACCUUGCGGUGGAGGAUUUUUCUGACCAGUGGUGGGAUCUGAUUCAAUCCUCCUCCUCAUUUCGAGACUACUGGCUCCGAGAGUGCUUUUCCGAUCCCCAAAUCGACAAUCCUGAUCCUAAUUAUUCUAAUUUUCUGGUCUCCGGAGAUAUAGACAGUUUCAUUUUCGACGAUGGCAUCUUCAAAGGUAACUCCAUCAAAGAGGAAGAGGGGAAGUUGGACUUGGUGACGCUGGGGCAGUUAAAGUGGAGGAAGGCGCGUGGCGGAAUGGAGAUGCCAAGGUACUGCGAGAAGGCGCCGAAGAUCGUGAAUGUGAAGGUUUACCCGAGGCCGAUUCAGCAACCGCGUUAGAGUGA